Molecule: messenger RNA, 176 nt
Organism: Closterium sp. Yama58-4
Lineage: Eukaryota; Viridiplantae; Streptophyta; Zygnematophyceae; Desmidiales; Closteriaceae
Source: the annotation of a GenBank genome assembly
GGGCUCCGAAAUCCCAGUGGCUGAGGCCAUUCGCGUUAUAAACGAGGCAGGGGGGGCGGCAGUGCUGGCGCACCCGUGGACUAUACCGGAGAGCGCACUAAGGGGGAUGCUGAAGCGGGUGGCGGGCGCAGGGCUGGUGGGCAUGGAGGUGUACCGAGGGAAAGAGAUCCAGGAAG